AAACAGUACAGUUUGAAUCAGUUUGACACGGAUGAUCGGACACCUCGAAAACGAUCGAUUUCUCAGUCGCGUGAAAGUCAGCGCGGCGAGGAACAGUAUAAUCCGGAACAAGUUGGUGGAGAUGAUAUGGCGCCUCGUCGAUCGAUUUCUCGUUCACGAGGCAUUCUGCGCGAUGAGAACCAGUAUAGUUCGGAUCAGUUUGGCACGGACGAUCUGGCGUAUCGAAAGCGAUCGAUUUCCCAAUCGCGAGGAAACGAGGAACAAUACAAUCCAGAACAAGUUGGUGCAGAUGAUACGGCGCCUCGUCGAUCGGUUUCUCGUUCGCGAGGCAUUCUGUGCGACGAGGAACAAUACGGCAGGGAUCAGUUCGAUGCGGAUGAUACGGCGCCUCGUCGAUCGAUUUCUCAUUCGCGGAAUAGCCUGCGCGAAGAGGGACAGUACACGAUGAACCAGUUUGAUGCCGUUGAAUUGGCACAACGAAGACGAUCGGUUCCACAGUCGCUGGGCAGUCCGCGCAGCGGGGAUACAGCUGAAUGUCAGGAACAUUGCUUGAACACGGCUUUCCUCUGCGACCAGAAUCACAAUGAAAAUAAUCACAACGAGGACCUUGAACAGACUCGUCGCCGACGCCGCCUUUACUCCGAGACUAUGGACAAUGAGUAUCAGUUCCGGACAUCGGGCACCACUGAAGCGCGCCAUCACGUUAACAGUCACGAGGUAAAAUCAGAUUUUUUCUCAAGCCAGUGGAUGCCAAGUUCAAAUUUGUACGAGGAAGGUGGGGAUGAGGGAGAGAUGAAUGAGUGGAUGAUGCCUGGCAACCGGGGGAGUUUGCAUGGUUUGGUUGCGCUACUUCUGUAUCUUUUUGCGCUACUUCUCUAUCUGUGGUUUGUUUUUUCAUUGUUUUUUGAAGAAGUAGUCUUCUGA
Messenger RNA from Gongylonema pulchrum, 924 nucleotides. Lineage: Eukaryota; Metazoa; Nematoda; Chromadorea; Rhabditida; Gongylonematidae. The record is from the annotation of a GenBank genome assembly.